AUGCAGCAGGCUUAUGCUCAGCAGUGGAAUGCGGCGCAGCAACUGUCGUACGAACGGCAUACGGCGGAGUUGACGAAUUGCAUCAUCGCAUUCUUGAGUCCCAUCUUACCUACGGAAGAAGAGUACCGGAUCAAGGAGGCCACAAGGAGGCAAUUGGAGCGACUUGCUGGCAAAGUCAGUCCGGGCGCUAAGCUGUUGGCAUUCGGUAGCAUGGCGAACGGAUUCGCUCUCAAAAAUUCUGACAUGGACUUGUGUUGCUUAAUCGGCAAAGACGAAAAUGGCAAGACACCAGAAUUUAAUGCGUCUGAAUUGGUGGAGACGUUGGGCAACUUAAUACGGCAAGAGACAGACUUUACAGUCAUGCCUCUUCCCAAGGCUCGCAUACCAAUAAUCAAAAUUAGCAGGCCGGCGAGCGCCGAGCUCCCUUACGAAAUUUCUUGCGACAUCGGAUUUGAGAAUCGCCUUGCAUUAGAAAAUACCCGUUUGCUCUUGAGCUAUGCGAUGGUCGACCCACCACGACUGCGCACUUUGGUGCUCUUCUUGAAAGUGUGGACGAAAAGGCGGAAGCUCAAUUCGCCGUACACAGGCACGCUUUCCUCAUAUGGCUAUACCUUGCUCGUCUUAUUUUUCUUGACACACGUUAAGCGCCCAUCUGUCCUCCCAAACUUGCAGAGAAUCCCGCCGCCGAGGGUACUGACGCAAGAGGAGAUUGAGCUGAAUGGCCACAACAUUUACUUCUACGACGAUGUCGCCACCCUGCGGCAGGAGUGGGCCUCGCAAAAUACUGAAAAUGUCGGAGAGCUUCUGAUGGACUUUUUCAGAUAUUUUUCGAAGGAAUUUGCGUACAGUCGAGACGUGAUCAGUUUGCGGACCGAGGGCGGGCUCGUACCCAAGGACGGCGAUGCUUGGUCGGCAGAGGUGAGUCCACUUUGUAUUGAGGAUCCCUUUCAAGUGGGCUACAAUGUAUCGCGCACAGUCACGAAGGAUGGCUUAUACACCAUUCGAGGCGAGUUUAUGCGUGCCACCAGGAUUCUGACUAGCAAGCAAGGCCGAGUGUCGGUUGCGCUAGCCGAGCUAUGCGAAGAACGAGAAGAUAUC
Molecule: messenger RNA, 1098 nt
Organism: Ceraceosorus guamensis
Lineage: Eukaryota; Fungi; Basidiomycota; Exobasidiomycetes; Ceraceosorales; Ceraceosoraceae
Product: PAP/OAS1 substrate-binding domain-containing protein
Exons: 8
Biological process (GO): RNA 3'-end processing
Molecular function (GO): nucleotidyltransferase activity
Source: RefSeq, a predicted model, not a curated record